GCGCGUCUGCGAUCUUUUCAUGCCGAGCAACUGUCAUGAAUACAACGCUCCGUGUUCCAUACGUCUUUCGCUUGUGUUCUGUGAGUCUCCUGCGGAAAUAAGUAUUAGAGUGCCGAAAACAACGUGUGGUCGUCAGGACAUAUUUACGAUAUGUAUCCAUGAUACAUUGUUACGGAGUAUUUUCCUCUCUUUUCGACACAUUCAGCUAAAGUGACCAGACGUCCCGGUUUUUCAUCCUUUGUGCCGAAUUUUUUCGAGUGCUAUUCGAGACACCGAUUUGUCAUCAUUUUCAAUGAUUGUUAAAUAAUUUUCGGAUAUUUUUAUCCCCCUCCCCCCGCUUCACAUAUUUAUGAAGUGUCCCGAAUUCAGGGCUGGGAAAUCUGGUCACCUUAUCUAACUAUCUUCUCGAGAUAAAAUACAACCAAUGAAAUGGCUCUGUAUUAAACAAGUAAUUGGAAGUGUCUUAGAAGAAAAACAAGAGAGAGAAUUACAACACGUAGUAAACAAUAAUAUUAUACAGUAAAAAGGUGAUACAAAACAAAGCUUGUGAAAGUUGAACUAAUUAUAUUAUGUGGAACAAAUAUAAACUAAAGAUUGAGUUCCGGUCUAACCGCCGUUACAUUGAGACGUAUUCGAAGACGUUUGGACAUAAUUUUUUUGGAAUUCGUACCUCGGUUCAUUGGAUGAAAGGAUAGAGAAGGAAUAGAGAUAAGUCUGAGUCCAAGUAAAAUAAUAAGAGACAAGACUAAAUUAAAGAUUCAAGUUAGGUUAUUCAAGUUAUUUAUGGUAAACAUUUCUCAAAUCAAAGAUUUGUAGCCCUAAAAGUAUUCUAUGAUUAGCAAAAUGAGUAGUGAAACUCAAAUUGCAAAUAUUAUAAGUGAUAUUUUAAAAGUAGAAGCAAUAGAGGAAGCAUUUAGCUGUGUCUUAGUUCAUCAUGCUAACAAUAAAAAUGAAAAAAUAACAAUAUGGCAAAAUGAGCUAAAAGCAGCUAUGAGUGGAUUGACAAAGGAACAGCAAGAAGCAGCUGUUCGUCAAUUCUUGUCAAUGGCAGCAGUUAUGACUAAUCAUAAACGAUUGCAAUUGUUGUUGUCAUUGCUAGAAAAUUUAGUGCAGACAAAUGUUCUACCUGCCAGAUUAGUAUGUGAGUGUAUUUUAAGUUGUGACAAAUUGCAGUACCAACUGGAAGAUUUUUGGGUUGAAUGUUUUACUGUACUCCGACGUAUCAUUGGUGGUGUUGAUUAUAAAGGUGUUAGGGAAAUAAUGAAAGCAUGUAAAGAAAAGGCGCAAACUAUACCAGCUCGAUUAGAUGCAUCGGUACAACCACAACUGAAAGCUUUGGAGAAUAUCCUUGAGCAUAUUUUUGAUAGAAAUUCGUGUCUACUGCCAAGUUAUUUUAUUGUCAAUGAGAUACAGAAAGCCUAUCCUGACAACAAGAACUGGCCUCAUUGGAAAUUGGCGAAACUUCUCUCCAGUUUUGUUGAAGGUUUUCGAAAUACAGCUCAAAUGGUAUCUAUAGUUGGUCACUCUAAGAUGUUGCCUGUGGUUGAACACACAGGAUAUGCCGAUCAUUUAAUCAACCCAUGGUUAUUGGAUCCUACCACGCUGAAGUUCUCCUUGAAAGGAAACUUGCCUUAUGAUCCGGACUUACUUAAACCUCAAACUGAACUGCUUAGAUAUGUUCUUGAACAACCAUAUAGUAGAGAUAUGGUUUGUUCGAUGCUUGGUUUACAAAAGCAGCAUAAGCAACGAUGUAUCGUUUUGGAGGAACAGCUUGUGGAACUCGUUAUACUUGCGAUGGAACGAUCCGAAAAUGAGACUUUGCCGGCUGAGGGAACAGACGGUACAGUGGCCAAUCAUUGGGUGUGGUUGCACUUGUCCUCGCAACUCAUCUACUUUGUUCUCUUUCAAUUUGCCUGCUUCCCAAGCAUCGUCAUGGCAAUACACGAUAAGUUGGCCGGUAGAGAACUGAGGAAGGGAAGAGAUCAUUUGAUGUGGGUUCUCCUACAGUUCAUCUCUGGUAGUAUUCAAAGGAAUCCAUUGUCGAAUUUCUUACCGGUGUUGAAGUUGUACGAUCUCCUUUACCCGGAGAAGGAACCUUUACCUGUCCCAGACUACAGUCAGGCGCUGUGCACUCAUCAGAUGGCUAUCACGUGCAUAUGGAUUCAUUUACUGAAGAAAGCUCAAUCGGAACACUCCAACAUUCAUCGACCCAUACCACACACACUGAAAGUCCAUCACGAGUUUUUGCAACAUUUAGUAAUGCCAAAUACUUCUCUAUGCAUGGGUUCAGAUUAUCGUAUAGCACUGUUAUGCAACGCCUACUCGACGAAUCAAGAAUACUUCAGUAGACCUAUGGCUGCUUUGGUGGAUACUAUUCUAGGUACACAAAAGGGUCAACAACAGCAACCUUUGCAGACUUUGCAAAAUAAUGCGGCGUUAGCGAAUGGUCCGACCACACCAUUGUCGAUGUCUAUCCUGGAUUCAUUAACUGUACAUUCAAAAAUGAGUCUAAUUCACAGUAUCGUCACGCAUGUGAUCAAGUUAGCGCAAUCCAAGAGUAACAUGGCGUUGGCCCCGGCGUUAGUCGAGACCUACAGCCGGCUGCUAGUGUAUACAGAAAUCGAGAGUCUCGGUAUAAAGGGAUUCAUUAGCCAAUUAUUGCCGACUGUAUUCAAGUCGCAUGCCUGGGGAACGCUGUAUACACUAUUGGAGAUGUUCAGCUAUAGGAUGCAUCAUAUCCAACCGCAUUACAGAGUACAGCUGCUCUCGCAUCUUCACAGUCUGGCAGCGGUACCACAGACGAAUCAGACGCAGCUGCAUUUGUGUGUCGAAAGCACCGCUCUACGACUUAUCACUGGAUUGGGUUCAGCGGAGGUACAGCCGCAACUAUCCAGAUUCUUAUCGGAACCAAAAACUUUAGUUUCCGCAGAAUCCGAGGAGUUGAAUCGAGCAUUAGUAUUGACACUAGCUCGAUCUAUGCACGUGACAGGCACAGGCGCCGACACUCUCAGUGGCACUUGGUGCAAGGAUCUGUUGAACACCAUUAUGCAGAAUACACCACAUUCUUGGGCUUAUCAUACUCUUCAAUGUUUUCCACCUGUAUUGAGCGAGUUUUUUCAGCAGAACAGUGUGGCGAAGGAGAACAAGCAACAGAUCAAGAAAGCCGUCGAAGAAGAAUAUAGAAAUUGGGCAUCGAUGAGCAAUGAGAAUGAUAUUAUCGCUCAUUUCUCCGUGCCCGGCACGCCUCCGUUGUUCUUAUGUCUGCUGUGGAAAAUGAUACUCGAGACUGAUCGUAUAAGCCCGAUUGCGUACAAGAUCCUGGAGAGAAUCGGUGCCAGAGCGCUGUCAGCGCAUCUCAGAAAAUUCUGUGACUACUUGGUGUUCGAAUUUGCCAAUAGUGUGGGUGGUCAGCAUGUUAACAAGUGUGUCGACACCAUUAACGAUAUGAUCUGGAAGUACAAUAUAGUGACUAUCGACAGAUUGGUGUUAUGUCUCGCAUUGAGAACACAGGAGGGUAGCGAAGCUCAAGUGUGCUUCUUCAUUAUACAACUGUUACUACUAAAAUCCGCGGAAUUCAGAAAUCGCGUGCAAGAAUUCGUCAAGGAAAAUUCGCCGGAGCACUGGAAGCAAUCGAACUGGCACGAGAAGCAUCUCGCUUUCCACAGAAAGUUUCCGGAAAAGUUCGCGCCGGAAGGUAUCAUGGAGCAGACCAGUGGCGGACCCAGUCAGUAUCAAAGUUUGCCUGUAUACUUCGGCAACGUCUGUCUGCGCUUUUUACCAGUUUUCGACAUAGUGGUACACCGGUACUUGGAAAUUCCGCCUGUCAUCAAAAGUCUAGAGACGCUAUUAGAGCAUUUGGGUUGCUUAUAUAAAUUUCACGAUCGUCCCGUCACUUACCUUUACAACACAUUGCAUUAUUACGAGAGGAAAUUACGAGACCGACCGCCAUUAAAGCGUCGAUUGGUUUCCGCCGUUUUGGGCUCGUUACGAGAGAUCAGAGCACCAGGGUGGGCUCUUUCUGAGGCUUAUCAAAUGUACAUGACUCGAUCUGCGGACGAUGUGGUCACUUGGAUACCAGAAUUGGACUAUUACAUUCGUCUUGUGCGCAGGAUUGUGGAAACAAUGUCAGGUGCAGCUCACUUUCCUGCUACCGACUGGCGAUUCAAUGAGUUUCCAAAUCCAGCGGCACAUGCAUUAUAUGUCACCUGCGUGGAACUGAUGGCCGUUCCAGUUGCACCGAAUUUGGUAGCUAAUUCUUUACUGGACGUUGUCGCUAAAGGAUACACUGUUGUGCCAUCGGACGAGAUACAUUUAUGGAUAAAUUGUGUUGGUUUACUGCUGGCAGCACUGCCAGAAUGUUAUUGGUCGGCAUUACACGACCGUUUGGUGGAAACUAUUAGCAGUCCUGGUCUAGCCAAUUGGCAGUACAAUAAUUUGACACCAUUUCAAAUGUUUAAUUUUAAUACUACGCACAAUUGUCUACUAGAAAACAAAUACAGUUAUAUGCUUGCGUUGGCGCAUUCAGUUUGGCAUCAUGCAGGUGUAGGACAGAUCACAACAAUGCCUCAAUUCAUCAAGGAGAAACUUCAGCCAGUUGUAACUAGUGAAGAACAAUUGAUAUAUGCUUGUCACUUAAUUGGUCCUACUUUAGCAAGGUUCAAUGCAGAGCGGCCACAGUGUGUGGUUGAACUUGCAGUCUGCCUGUACGAGAUGUUGGAACAAGUCGAUCGUGCUCAAGCACAUUUACGUUACAUGGAUCCAGUUUGUGAUUUAUUGUAUCACAUAAAGUACAUGUUUGUCGGUGAUAUGAUGAAAAACGAAGUGGAAUGUAUCAUACGAAGAUUGAAGUUUCCAUUACAACGAAGGCUGCGUUUCAUCACUCAUCUAAAUCUAGAAGAAAUUCAUACAUCCUGAGAUACAAUUACUUCCGGCGCUAUAGAAACUACUUAAGUGCAAAACGUGACGUAUAAUUUAAUUAUACAGAUGUCAAUGCACCCACUUCGCAGAGAACAAACAUUAUUAGUUAAUUUUUGAUACGUUUCUCUCAAGAGGUUUUUGUUUUCUUGCCGCAACUAUCCUACAUUGAUAAUAUCCGAAGUGAGAAGAUAUACGUUUAAGAUUCUUGCGAAGUACCUUGAAAUAAAAAGACACGUCCAUAAAAGGACACUUUCGAUCGACUAAACGGGUUUGUAAGAUAUUUCGGAAACUUCCUCUUUAUUGCAAUGAUCAAAUAUCCGUAAAUAUCCGUAAUAUCCGUAAAAUAAACGUAAUGAAAUCAUGUGAUUAAAAAGAUCACAAUCCAAGAUGAUCGCGGUGAGGAAGCAAGAACUUCAAUUUUAACAUAGUCUCUAAAUUGAGGCAAAUAUAUAUAUAUAUAUAUAUAUAUAUAUAUAUAUAUAUAUAUAUAUAUAUGUAUGUAUGUAUGUAUGUAUAUGUGUAAAGACAAAAUGUAUGUAAGACUGUACAUAGUGUAUCGUAUUUUAAUCAUAUUCUGACUUAUUUCCUUUUGCAUAAUGACGACUAAUAGUUGUAUAGAUUUUAUAAAUAUACAUUCUAUAUAAUAACAUCUUUUGUUAUAUAACUACUGAUUUUUACGAGCCAAAUAUAAUAAAUGACUAUAUUUAA
Messenger RNA from Odontomachus brunneus, 5625 nucleotides. It is a transcript of the gene MED23, whose product is annotated as mediator of RNA polymerase II transcription subunit 23. Lineage: Eukaryota; Metazoa; Arthropoda; Insecta; Hymenoptera; Formicidae. Gene Ontology annotation, biological process: regulation of transcription by RNA polymerase II; positive regulation of gene expression. The transcript is spliced from 11 exons. Gene Ontology annotation, cellular component: transcription regulator complex; mediator complex. Bases 832 to 4914 code for a protein of 1360 amino acids. The record is from RefSeq and is a predicted model, not a curated record.